CCGUGCAUGUGUGUGGCCCCAGGAGAGGCUGAAAAAGAACAAUCAGUGUUGAAGCAGUGAAGCACCCGAAACUGACGCUAGCACAACUCCAACAGAGUGAAAGAGAAACAAAAAAUGGGAAAAAGAGGCUGUAACCACUAACUCUGAACUGAAAUAGAAUUUCUUGGUAGGUUCAUACCCUCUGACCUGCAGGAGGAGCGGGAGCAGCAGCUGUAAUGGACUAUGAACCAAAGAAACCCAAGAAGGCCUUCGUGUCCCCGAUUAAGCGCCUCGUCUGGUCCAAAUCUGGUCACAGACCAACAGACCGUGGCAGCGUGUACCGGCGCCCGCUGCACACCGUCCCUCUCUACCCCCCUGACUUCCUCAUCCAUCCUGAGAGACUCAUCUUUGAUUAUGUGGAAAAAGAGGUUAAGUUCCUCGGUCAGCUGACCUGGGUUUCUGUUUCAUUAAACCCCUCCAGUCGAGAUGAACUUCUUCAGCUGCUGGACACUGCCAGGCAGCUGAAGGUGCUGCCCCUGAAGACCAGCGAGGAUCAGGACUGCAUCCUGAGUCUGUCCGCUCGCUGCCUGCUGCUGACGUGGAGGAACAAUGAGAAGCUGCUCAUGAGGAUCCCCACACAUGAGAUUGCUGCUGCCUCCUACCUGAGAGAUGAUGCACUGCACCUGCUGGUCCUCAAGACAGGUCUGAAUGUUGACUCGAUUGUGGCUGGAGAGGACAGUCUGGACAGGAAAAAGCCGUCCGGUAUCGAUGGGAGACGCCAAACCAUGAGCGGCAAUGCUGACCCGCGCCCUGCAGGGGGCACCAUGGAGCGGAGACACACCAUUUGUGGAGUGGACUGGAGGCCAUCGCUGUCCAGAAGCAACCAUGACAAAAAUCAGAACCUGGAAAGAGGAGGAGGAGGAGGCGGUGGUGCUGGGGGGGAACGGGGUGGAGGAGGAAGCUUAGAGAGAAAGAGGGCAGUGGGGAGCUGGGAAAGGAGGCAGCAGACUCGCAAAACAGGGGGGAGCUGGGAAAACCGCAGAGCGAGGCCCAUGAGUGGGAGCUGGGGAGUAGGAGGAGGCGCUGGAGGGAGCUGGGAAAAGAGGCAUGGAGGUGGGAGCUGGGAGAGGAGAGGCGGAGGUGCCGGGGGCAGCUGGGAGCGGCGGCAGGCGUACACAGGAAGCUGGGAAAGAGGCAAAACCUACGGCAGCUGGGAGAGGAGGAACUACAACCCACUGGAGCCAACGCCGUGUCCAGACGCCUACUGCAACCUGGUCAUCCUGGCUGUGGAGAACAAGGACGCUGCAGAGGAGUACUGCUCUCUGAUUUGUCAGAUGUUCCAGAUCAUUUACGGCCAUCAGAUCAUUGAGUGUGUGGACAGAGCGGGCUUUCACCACACCAUGCCGGACCGCUUCUGGCUGCAGAGGAGCGACAGCUGUCUGACUGACAUGUCCUACAGUUACGAUCCAGAGUUUAGCUGCUGCAGCUCAUACGACGGCUCCCAGGAGGCCUUUGAGCUCUACUACGGUGAAACCUACAGCGAGAGCUCGUCGGUCUCUCUGCAGGAUUCUCAUCGCAGCCUGGCGUCAGUCAGCGAUGGGGGAGACGGCAACCCCGCCCUGCAACUGAUGCAGGAGUACAUGAUCACUCUGCGGAACAAGCUGACUCCCGUGGAGCUGCAGCACUUUGCAGUGUUGCUGAGAGAAUACAGGCUGGGAUCCGACAUCGACCACUUCUGCUGUGAGCUGCUGCACCUCUACGGAGAAAACCGCAAGUUCCUGCUGCUGGGCAUGCGUCCCUUCAUCCCAGACAAAGAUGUCGGCGUGUUCGAGAGUUUCCUGGAAAGUAUAGGAAUCCGGGAGGGUGGGAUUCUGACCGACAGCUUUGGACGUAUUAAACGCAGUAUGAGCAACACGUCGGCCACAGCAGUGAGAGGGUACGACAGUGGCUCCCUGGCUUCAGGGUCUCAGGAAUUUAACCGACGAAUCUCUGACAUCACCCACGACAUCCAAGCUCUUGGUUUCCAGGACACUCACGGCGACAUUGAGGAGGAAGACUACUACCUCUGAUGGAAGGACGAAGAAAAAAUUCACAGUAAAUAUCCAGCAGCAGAUCCGACUUCUAUCCAGAACUGAAUGAAAAGUUAAAAACGCUAAAAGCUGUGUGGAACCUGGCUUUAAUUACACUAAUACAGGUGGAUAUGAAUACAAAUAUAUAAUUGUUUGUUGUCAUAAGAUAACAGCUGGAGUCAGUUUAUGGCAACAAUUUUACAAAAAUAAAUAGAAGUCUUGGUUAUCAUGUUGUUAAAUGCUUGUAAAUGUUUUUGUAAAUAAAAUGUAAGAAUUCAGAAAGUGUUGAGAAUUCUUGGUGAAGACAUCAUCUGAUACAUGAUCAUAAAAUGUGUCUCACUAUUAAAAUGCUUGUGAAUGUUUUGAUGAAUGUUGUGAAAAAUACUUGAAAAGGAUAAAACACUUCAUGCUGUUUCUUUGUAAGACUAAUGAACUGUAAUGUGUAUCUGUCGCCACAAGGGGGCAGUUGAGUGUAGCAGUUGAGUAGGAUGCUUUUCAUGAGAUGAGGUCAAAGCUGACACGCUGAAAAGCAGAAAUGUGAAUUUUAAUGAUGGAUGGAUGGAUGGAUGGAUGGAUGGAUGGAUGGAUGGCGGUCCUGCAUUGACCUGCUCCUCUCUCGGCUGCAUUAUGACCUACCCAUGAUGCACUGCUCCUCCAGCCUCUGGGGUUGUUCUGUGCCAACAUCACUGAAGAUCAGAGCUACAUAGAGUCAAUGACCUGACUGGAGUUGUGUUAUUAUGUAACAGAAGAACAGUGUGUGGAUUUCCUCAUAAAACCGUAAAACAAUCUGUCGGAAACGGAUGAACUUGAUUUUAUUUAGCAUAAAUAAAGAUCACAGGUUCAGAUUUUUUUAAGGAAAAAAAUUGAAGAUGUUUAUGCAAUA
This is a messenger RNA of Oryzias melastigma (Indian medaka), 2931 nucleotides long. It is a transcript of the gene ccm2l, whose product is annotated as CCM2 like scaffold protein. The transcript is spliced from 11 exons. NCBI's taxonomy places the organism in Eukaryota, Metazoa, Chordata, Actinopteri, Beloniformes, Adrianichthyidae. The record is from RefSeq and is a predicted model, not a curated record. Gene Ontology annotation, biological process: heart morphogenesis. The coding region runs from base 216 to 2048 and encodes 610 amino acids.